GACACCUUUGAAAUUGUAAAAGGACAAUGGCCUCAAAGAAACUUUUAUGCUUUCUUCUCGUCCAUAUCUUUGCCUUGGGAAGUGCUACCUACUGUAGCGAUUGUUCCCUCAGUGAGUCCUGUUGUUCAGAUAAAGUCUGUAGACAGAGAUGUUUCCACUGUUCGGACGACUACCAGUGUGGAACGAAAGAACAAUGCUGUGAUAACAAAUGCAUCAGUAGUUUCUCAAGUUGUUCCUGUUCGCACGACUUCCAAUGUGACACUGGCGAGCAAUGCUGUAAUAGCAAAUGCAUCAGUAGUUCGUUUUCUUGUUCCUGCACGUAUGACUACCAUUGUCACAUUGGAGAGGUUUGUUGUGGGGGAGUUUGUUCCUCACACUGUGGUUGGAGCGGUGGAGCUAUUGCAGGCGCCAUUAUCGGCACGAUUAUCUUCUUCGCCAUCAUCAUUUCCAUCGUAUCCUGCUUCUGCUGCGCUUGUUGCCCGUACUACCGCUAUCGUACACCCGAUAAUGUGGUCGUCACCGACCAACAACCACGACAAGAAAUAGUCGCAACUCACACCCACGAGACGGCGCUACGAGUAGAUCUUCCUCCGUUUAUGUACUCCGAACAGCCUCCUCCAGCUGGUUACAACCCGCCUCCUCAAGGCUUUAAUGAGCCUCCUCCGCCUUACUCGAGCUAUCCACCGCCACCAAACCAAUAUCCUCCACCGCCGGGACAAGCUCAAGCGGCGCCGAUACCGGCUGCAAUAAACUCUGGACAACCGAACAAGUUCUACGAAAAGUAACCACCCAACAGAACUGUUUCGGUGAAAUAAAUAUCUUUCGGUUUAAUUUCCACUUACAUAAACGUAAACGUAGUCAAGUUACUGAAUGUUAUGUUAGAAUUUUUUUUUUAAGGGAUAGUUUCAACAUUUUAAGGAGUACAUAAGUAUAGGAUGACCUCUACGCUGUACGUAUGCAAAUUUAAUCUUCCAUUUUGCUUUCGUCACACAAAGAAAAACAAAAAGUAGACAUAGUUUCCUUGUGGAGAGGAUUUUUGUCAGAGAAAGUGCUACCUACUGUAACGACGACAGCGAUUGUUCCCUUAGUGAGUCCUGUUGUUCACAUAAAGUCUGUAGACAGACAUGUUACAACUGUUCGUACGACUACCAAUG
Messenger RNA from Pocillopora verrucosa, 1154 nucleotides. NCBI's taxonomy places the organism in Eukaryota, Metazoa, Cnidaria, Anthozoa, Scleractinia, Pocilloporidae. The record is from RefSeq and is a predicted model, not a curated record.